AUGUUACAUUUUGGUACACCCAUAUCUUCGGACACCAAAUCCAGCACCACAGCUGCUGUACCCUUUGGUUCUCCAGUCCCAGCUUCAGGCACCAAAUCCAGCACCACAGCUGCUGUACCCACGUUUACUAUUCUAGCCACCAAAUCUGAUCGCAUAAGCAAAAAAAAACUGACAGAACCCAAGUUCUCUCUUGGAGCAGAAUUUCUACUCUUGCUGGAAAAUGACUGGAGAAAAAUGAAGUGGGGUGCAGAAGUGAGAGAGACACUGAUGGAGAGCGUCAGGUCAUUUCAACCCGCCGCUGAGACUGUUACCACGGCCAGGGUUCUGCUGAUCGGUCCAGUCGGUGCGGGCAAGUCCAGCUUCAUCAGCUCUGUCCAGUCCGUCUUCUCCGGUCGGGUCAUCAACAGGGCCAUGGUGGGCUCCUCAUCCUCCACCAGCUUCACCAAAAAGCUUCGCUCUUACAACAUCAGAGGAGCGGGAGAGAAAGCAGACGAGCCCACAGCUCUAGUCUUGUGUGACGUGAUGGGUGUAGGUGAAGGAGAAGGCACUGGACUCACUCUUCACGAUGCACUGUCUGUCAUUAAAGGACACGCACCAGAGGGACACCAGUUCAGUCCUGAGCAGCCGGUUGGAGCAGAGACUGCGGGCUUCGUAAGGAAACCGAGCACAAAUGAGAAAGUGCACUGUGUGGUGUUCGUGAUAGACGGCUCGAGGGUCGGUUCAUACGCCAAAAGCUUUGGCGCAACCUUCCAGCAGUUAAGAGAGCACAUCAGCAACUUAGGGGUACACCAGGUGGCCGUACUGACCCAUGUGGACCAGGUGUGCAGCGCCAGCAGAAGUGACAUCACCAAGGUUUACAGGAGCCAGGCUAUUCAGCAGGCGAUGGUGAAGGCCGGAGAGCUGCUGGGAAUGGCCACAUCCUACAUCGUCCCGGUGAAGAACUACUGCUCCGCGCUGGAUCUGGACCAAAACACUGACAUUCUCCUGCUCAAAGCCGUUGAUCAUAUCUUACAGUAUGUGAAUCUGUACUUUCAGGACAACAGCGAUUAAAGGAUUACAGUAAAAACUCACAUUUAAAAAAAUGCCCAAAAAAGAGUUCACCCCAGUUCUGUUCCAGUGACAUGUUGAGGCCAAAGCUUGUAUUUCUUUGCUAAAAUAUUGCUGGUGAUUUGAAUUUUUAUAAAACAGCUUUUACUAUUUAUAACAGUAUUUGUGAUGUUAAACUCUCUCCAUUAAUUAACACUGAAGUUUGACUAAAGCUUUGCUUUUAAUAAAGUUCGCUAUUUCUUUGCUCAAACCCACAGGAAUAACGUUGUAAUAAUGUAAUACUUUAUUA
This is a messenger RNA of Carassius carassius (crucian carp), 1336 nucleotides long. Its product is annotated as interferon-induced protein 44-like. The transcript is spliced from 7 exons. The record is from RefSeq and is a predicted model, not a curated record. The coding region runs from base 1 to 1050 and encodes 349 amino acids. NCBI's taxonomy places the organism in Eukaryota, Metazoa, Chordata, Actinopteri, Cypriniformes, Cyprinidae.